Messenger RNA from Sinocyclocheilus grahami, 1978 nucleotides. RefSeq names its product shootin 3 (gene shtn3). The record is from RefSeq and is a predicted model, not a curated record. The coding region runs from base 1 to 1887 and encodes 628 amino acids. Gene Ontology annotation, biological process: neuron projection morphogenesis; positive regulation of neuron migration. Lineage: Eukaryota; Metazoa; Chordata; Actinopteri; Cypriniformes; Cyprinidae. Gene Ontology annotation, cellular component: cell leading edge; axonal growth cone; cytoplasm. The transcript is spliced from 18 exons.
AUGGAAAUGAUGUUGCUUGCCUCCCUCCAGGACUAUAAUCAACCUUCCCCAGCUGUUCGAAUUUACAUCUCAUCCCACAGAGACACACAUCUCUACAUCGAGAGGCUAGCCGAGUGCCAGAGACUCACUGCAGAGAGAGAUGAGGCUGAGAUGCAACUCAAGCACAUUAAACGGGUUUCCCAAAUGGUGAUCGAGGAGGUGAAUGUGCUACAGACCCAGCUCGAGAUUGAGAAAUCGUGCCGGGAAAAUGCAGAGGCUCUGGCUACCAAGUUGAACUGUGAGAACAGGAAGCUGAAGUAUUUGAGCCUGUCCUCACGGCCGUGUCUGGACGAGCUGCUGCCCAGUAUUUCUGACUGCAUUUCCCUAGAAGAAGAGACUGACACGCAAGAUCCUGGCUCUGAUCCUUUUUCACAGUAUAAGCAGCAGGUCAAAGAUCUCCAAGAAACCGUGAGUUCUUUGCUGGAGGAGAAGAAGCAGUUGACCUGUCAGCUUCAAGAUCAGCAGAGGCAGAUAGAGGAGCUGACAGCACUCACUGAAAAGGAGCAGGCCGAGAUGAAGGAGCUUCAUAAAACCAUUGAGCAGCAAAGCAAGACCAUUAAGAGGUUCAAUAGGGUGUCUAUGAUGGCCACUCAUGAGUAUGAAAACAUGAAGGAGCAGCUGGAUUUGGAGCAGAGCCUCAGGCAGAAAGCAGAGACCUAUGCACAUGAGAUGAUGGUGAAGCAGAAAGAAGCAAACAGACAGAGCAUGAUUCUGCUGCAGCAAGCAGAUCCCAGCAUGCAACUGCUCAAAGCUUUAGAAGAUGUGGCCAGUGUGACCAAAACAUUAGAAGAAGAGAGAAUACAGCACCAAGAGAAGGUAAAAGCUCUAGAGGCUGAACUGGAAGAAUGUGCUUUGCGUAAGCAGCUAGUUCAACUGCAAAGACAACUGGAGAUAUUAGACGAAGAAAAAAAAGAGACCGAGGGACAACUGCAGGAGGAAGAGAAGAGAAACACUCUUUUGGAACAGAAAGUUAAAGAGCUGCAGGAGGAGAGGCCUCCUCCCUCCCGCUGUAACCCCCUCAGCUCUCUCAUUGCCAUCAUGAGGAAAUCUUCCAAGGGAGGUAAAGGACCCCCCAAACUAGAGCAAGCCCCAGUAAAUGAAGCAGUGGACGAUGUCAAAGUCAAAGCUGUCAAUGAAAUGAUGGAGAGAAUUAAACACGGCGUGGUUCUCAGGCCUGUGAAGAGUCAGGACACUAAGAGAUUUGGCACAAAGCAGCCGAGCCCAGUGGCAGCAGCAGCAGCAGCAGCAGCAGCAGUGGAGGAAAAGCACCAGGAAAGUGCAAUGGAAGAGCUGAAAGGCAUUCUGGAGACGGUGAAGAAGAGUCCCAGUCGUGGUUUCCAGGAAGUAGUUCAUGCUAAAAAGGACAGUGAACUGGAAGUAAUUCUGAGGAGGAGGCGCAAACAGGCCUGUGAUCUGGACACAGAAGAUGAUGGGCAGCUGAGUAAAGUCUCCUCAUCAAACAGCCUGAACGGCCGACACAGUUCUGACUCUGGCAAAGACACAGAAGGGCCGGGAAGCAGCUCUCUGUCGGGCAGCGAGCGCGGAUCAAGAACCAGCUCAGACUCGGGCCGAGAGCCAGCCGUGGCUCGACAGAGCUCCGAUUCUGGCAUGGAGUCCAAAGGAGCCGCUCAGACAGACAGUGUCUGCAGAUCUCUCUCUGAGAAAGAGUCCGCUGAACCAGUCACCAACGGGUGCUAUUCAAGUGAAAUGAAGGAUGGCGAUCCAGAGAAGUGGGCGGGGCCCAAUGGGAUCGGCCAUACGGAUGCAAGCGACGUCCUGCAAACCACCAUCAGCUCCUCUGCACAAAGCCCCAAUGCAGCAAACAGUAGCACAGACGCCGAGUGUUAACAGCAAGUGGCGCUGCAAGGACAGCUGCAUUAUUUGCACAAAACCAUGCUUUCUAAAUUUAUUUCAAAUUCAAAACCAACCGUUCAUAUUU